Messenger RNA from Colletotrichum orchidophilum, 3954 nucleotides. Its product is annotated as WD repeat domain-containing protein. NCBI's taxonomy places the organism in Eukaryota, Fungi, Ascomycota, Sordariomycetes, Glomerellales, Glomerellaceae. Gene Ontology annotation, cellular component: RAVE complex. The coding region runs from base 1 to 3954 and encodes 1317 amino acids. The record is from RefSeq and is a predicted model, not a curated record. Gene Ontology annotation, molecular function: protein binding. Gene Ontology annotation, biological process: vacuolar acidification. The transcript is spliced from 8 exons.
AUGAGAGCAGUCCUCCCAGGUAGGCCGAAGUCUGGGCUCCAAGCUCUUGCGACGGGCUUCUGGGACUCGAGGCACUUCAAUGUCUACAUAACCGGCAGCGCAUUUACCAUCCUUGGCGAUGCCGAAACCAUCGUUCAGACAAUAUACGACGACGACCCGAGCCACUUGAGGGCCGUGGCCUUCGACGAAUCCUCGGGCAAGAUCGCGACCUGCACUGAUGCCGUCGUUAGAGUCUAUAAACCUUUUGGGCAGACCGAAAAUGCCCUGAAGUGGGGGCUACAAUUAUCGUACCCAGUUCCCGAUCGUCAGAAUACUACCGAUGCAAUUUCUCUAAGCUGGGGCGCCACUGAGGAGCUACUGGUUGCCUGCUCUGCCCUUUACUUAUACUCGACUGUCGACGAGCCAGAACAGCUGUGGAUCAAACGUCUUCCGACUUCUGUGAAACUCGCAGAGAUAUCCUACGAUUCAGCAUACAUAGCAUCUGUAGGCGCACAUGACUGUCUAGUCAAAGUCUGGCGCCGCUUGACGUAUGGCGCUGAGGAUGUGCGCUUCGACCUGGCCUACCUUCGCCACCCAGAUGUAGUGACGAGCCUUCGUUGGCGGAAACCGUUUCACACCGACCAGACUGUAGAGAACGUUCUCUUUACGACGUGCGCCGAUAAUGUUGUCCGAGUGUGGACUAGCACUGACACGCAUGCCUUUCGACACAUGACCCUAUGGGGGUCCGUUGACGUGGCUUCGUCCCUCCGAUAUCUCAGUCCGUAUCCUACUCCGACUACAGCACCGCUCAUCACCUUCCUCAUCGAUGGAAGAGAAGUCUCUGCUGCCACAGAGCUGGCCGUUCAGCGGCGUUCAAUAAAGGAAGAACCACGAGAUGAAGCUCUUGAAAGCCUCAUUUCCUUGGCCAAUAACAGCGCCGAGCUUUGUGUUGCUUCUGACGCCAUUGGAAAUAUGAUGGUUUUUGCGUUCGAGGACGUGGGCUCCAAGACGAGCAAGUCCAAGACCGCCAUCAAAGUGACAAGCUUCAAGUCGCAAACGCUUGACUUCAGGUCUAAUCAAUACGUUGACAUACAAAGCUAUUGCGAUCGGCAAACCGGGCGACUGCAUGUGCUUGUUCAUGACUUUGAUGGUCAGAUCCAAGUUUACGACGCAGACUUGGUAGAGUUCCUAGGCAGAAUGAACAAGUCAAACCGUCUUACUCGGCGCUGUAGCUGGACUGGCCAUUCAGCGCCUAUUCAAAAAAUGGUGCGAAAUUUUAGUGGUCGAGCUGUUGUUUCUAGAACUGAAGAAGGCGAAAGCAUUGUCUGGACGCAUUCUGAAACUAGUCAGACCAGCUUGUCACGCCAGAGUGUCAUUCAGGGAGGCGUUCACAUCCAUCGAAUUUGUGUCUUGCGCAAAGGUCGUUUUGUCAUAUUCCUGGAACACGAAAAAAUAUCUCUAUGGGACUGUCGGCACCAGAAAGCAAUAUUGCUCGCGUCUCAAUCGUACGGGAUUUCAGGCAAACCACUAUGCUUGUUGAUUCUCCCUCGGCAUCGAAUCGAGGAGUAUGCUGUUGCUCACAUUGCAACCGUUACGUCCGAGCAGGAGGGCCUUGUUUGGGAAGUUAACCUACCUCGAUACUCCAGUGAAGGUGCUGAUGCAUACGCCAACGGCCCAGAGGAGAUCUCGAUUUGUGAAUUUUGCAAAUUCAAACUGGAAGACGCCGAGGGAAUCGCUUACAUGCUCCCUGUCGAUCCGGCGGGAUCUAAGCCCGCAACGUCCGGCUUUCUUGAUGUGUUUGCCAGGGACAUCGCAGUUUCAUAUACCCACACAGGACGGGUAGAUUUCUGGACAGCGAGAGUCGGCAGCACAGGGAAAAAUGUCGGAUGGCUUUCUACCUCCUCGGCAGAAACAGGCCUUGCGGAGCCGGCCCUCGUCAGCGGCAGUACUCUGAAGAAAGCUGCAAUCGUGGAUUCCACAAGGUCUCGGUUAUCUAUUUGGGACAUUGGUGGUGCUCGACUCGAGUUCACGCAAGACUACGGAAGACACAACACGAUUCAAGACCUUGACUGGACUUCGACCCCAGAUUCGCAAUCUAUCCUUGCCGUUGGCUUUCAAUCCAAAGUAAUACUGCUCUGCCAGAUGCGGUUUGACUACUUGAACAAGGGACCAGCCUGGGCCGCAGUCCGGGAGAUCAGUAUUCGUGAACUCACUCCUCACCCGAUAGGAGAUUCGACCUGGCUGGGCGAUGGACAUCUCGUCAUCGGUUCAGGUAAUCAGAUGUUCGUUCAUGGGAGGGAGUAUGAUCUAUCCGGCUCUCUGAUCAACAGCCUGCAGCUACCGCACAGGAAGAACGGGGUCUGGGAUCUCUUCGACGCCGUUCAAAGGUUUAACGGCCCUCUGCCGGUUUUUCACCCUCAGUUCUUGAGCCAAUGCAUCCUUGCAGGCAAGAGCAGCAUAGUCCGAACGAUUCUCUUGUCGCUGCACAGAACCCUCAAGUUCCUCAUUGCGGGUGAGACUGUUGAUGACUACCUGGGACUCGAACCAGAGGUUUUCUACACAACUGGGGCCUCGCCGAUGCAAGCAUCUAGGGCCCAAUUAGGGUCUCGCUUUAGUUUUCAAGUAUCUGCGAACGAGACAGACGAGGCAGACGAAGCCUUUAGCGAAGAAACCGCACUUGCCAUUAAUGAGCGUCUUACCAAGUUUGGUCUUCAACAGCUGUCAGGCCAUGAGCAAAUACAAUUAGCCGAUAUCGUUGAAUGCGUUGGACUUGUCGAGAAACAGCGCAGGUCUCUGGACGAGAAUGGUGCGCGUUUCAUGCUCUUUUUCCGCCAGCACGGGCUUCGUAAGGGCCGGACAAGUGAGAUUCAGAUGUCCUGGCGAGAGAUCAACUGGGCCUACCAUUCGACCAGCCAGGAUAUUCUUGUUGAUUUCGUUUCCAAGCAAUGUCACAGUGCAAUGCGUUGGGAGGAUGCUCGGGAAAGCGGCAUGUUCAUGUGGCUCAGCGAUCGCAGUGCCUUGCUUGCGCAAUUCGAAUUCGUUGCACGCAACGAGUACACCAAGAGCGAGAUGAAGAACCCUGUUGAUUGUAGCAUCUACUAUCUGGCUCUGAAAAAAAAGACAGUCCUCCAAGGACUCUGGCGAAUGGCUCACUGGAACAGAGAGCAAGGAGCAACGCAGAAGUUGCUGGCCAACAACUUUGAGGACCCGAAAUGGAGGACAACGGCGCUGAAGAACGCUUAUGCUCUGUUAAGCAAGCGACGCUUCGAAUAUGCUGCAGCGUUUUUCUUACUUGCGGAUCACCUGCAAGACGCUGUCAAUGUCUGUUUGAAUCAACUCAAGGACCUUCAGCUCGCAGUAGCGAUCGCGCGCGUUUACGGUGGUGACCAAGGCCCGGUAUUGAGGAAGCUUUUGGAAGAGGAGGUGCUGGCUGUGGCCGCCAAGGAGGGUAACCGUUGGCUCGCAUCAUGGGCCUUCUGGAUGUUGAACCGUAAGGACAUGGCGGUCCGGGCCCUGAUUUCACCGGUAUACACUCUGGUUGAGACCCCGUGCUCCCCCGAUAUGCGAUCGAAAUUGUUCCUCACGGACGACCCAGCAUUAGUGGUCCUUUAUUCGCAAAUGCGGCAGAAAACACUCCAGACUCUUCGCGGAGCUUCAAAAGUUACUCCCCGCGUCGAAUGGGAAUUCGUUCUCCACAGCGCCAAACUCUAUGACCGAAUGGGUUGCGAUCUUCUGGGCCUGGACCUAGUUCGCAACUGGGAGUUCCUGAAGCCAGCUCCGAGAAUCGCUAACGGAUUGGGCGGUGAGGUCAACCCGCUGAAGCUACUGCGCCGACGCAGCUCGCUUGUGGUUGCAGAUCUGCCGGUGUCGAGCCUUCAUGUGGAGAUGAGAUCCAAGGGGCAGGUAAAUCAGUCGAACCCAACGGUUUUCCAGGAACCGGACUCGAGCUCGCUGCUCGACAGUUUCGGUUUCUAG